GGGUGCGCGCGCGGCGCGUCAGUCGGCACACCGCCCGGGCGGGCGCCACACGACCGGAAUCUGCGCAAGCGACAGGCGACGCGAACGAAUAUAAUUUCAGUGAAAUAAUAACGCGAAUCCGCCAACGAUCAUUGCAAUACGCACGCGCAAGAUUCUGUGAAACCAAUACGAGUAAAGUGAACGAGUCUCGAGUGCAGAGAACGACGAGUGACAGCGCACAACGAGAGAGCGAUAAGGGGUUCAGGUAGCCCCGUCAACGAAACGAUUCAACAAAGGAGCUAAAAGUGUCCUCAUAUUUCAGUCCCUCGAUUUACAAAUCGCUCUAUCUCUGUCAGGCUAGCUCCUGCACCGCUCUCGUAAAGUUGUAUAACGAACAAUCUCGAAACCACGCCCCCUUUCCGUGGCCACGACUGGGGGUCUUAGAAUAUAUUAUAUGCAUAUAUAAUCUGCAGUACAGAUCUCUUAACGUGACGUCACAAUAUAAUAUUGUGAUAUAAUUAAUUAUAUAUUAACUUUUUUUAAGCUUUGUAUAACUCGCAUUUUGUAUAUUGCCCGUUUAGUAAAAUUUUUAUAAAUACAUUUUGUAAAUAAAAAAAAAAUUAUAUUUAACCAAAAUAUUAUUGACGUUGUAACUAUUAUACUAGUCAUUCAUCUAGUGUAUUUAUUUUAAAAUAUUCAGACUUUUAACGGAUAGAGAAUAUCAUUUAAUAAUAAAAAUCUGUUUGUGUUAAAGCAUAAACUUUAGAGAGGGGUUUGCCAAAGAGAAGCAAACAAAAUAAACCGUCCAUAAGAGUGCGAUACUUUCUCAAGUUUCGCAUCCUUUUUAUAUUCGAGUCUAGGUAGUGUUUAAAAAAUUGGCAAAAUGCAAACCCAAAUGGGAGUGGGGGGUGAUCUGCAAAGGAGCUACCGGGUGCAGGACUUUGCCUCACCGGGGGUCAUCAUGAGAGAGCGAAGCUUCAUACGGCCGCAGUCUCACCACAACAUGCAUCAUAACCAGUUUCCAAACAAUGGGAAACGGCGGAGUAUGAUUCUGACAAACGCCAAAGGGAAACCGACGCUCGAAAUUUAUAGACCUCCAGGUGUCCGCACAGACGGCGUGGCGACUACCACGGCGGCGAACACUGCGACUACACCGUCCGCACACGGCUCCGCUAACAAGCUAAAUGUACACGCCAAGGAGUUCACGAUGGCCAAGCCCGCUGACCUGCAUAAUAGGUCGGCAGUAGGCGUGGGUUUCACAAGCGUGGGGCUGCAGCACUCGCGGUCGGCUGUGCUGCACGCGCAGGUGCCGCCGCACUACCGGCCCGUGAUGCCGCCGCACGCGCUGCUCAACAGCGCCUCGAGCGGAAAUGUGCCGCAUGCCACGGGCGGCCCUCGUGUACAUUUCAAGUUACAGCCUCAACAGUUGAUGUCCGAGAAAAAGAAGUCACCACCGUCUUCCCUAACAAACGGCAAUGGCAAGAGCGUCAGGCCUCAGUCCUUUGCACCAGGAUUAAAACGAUCUAAAUCUUUGACGUCAGCAGACACUCUUGCCAGUGGUAUGGCAGCUUUGGGUCUGGCAGCGGACGCAGGAGAUCUUGGCAACUUUCCGCCUGAGAUACAAGAGUGCAUUGACAAGGCACUGGAAGACCCGAACGCGGUGUGCGCGCGCACGCUGAUGGACGCCGUGGGGCACCUGGUGUCGCGCGCCGUGGAGUCGCCGCGCUACGCGCUGCCGGCCGCGCGCCGCUGCAUCGCCGUCGUCGAGCGCGAGCAGACCGAGACCUUCCUCGAGUCGCUGCUCAACACGUGCCAGCAGUGGUACCACGACCGGGACAAGCUGCUUGGAACGAUCGUGGGUGGAGGGCGACCUCGGCUGAUGGCGUUCCUGUCCUUCCUGCUGGAGAUGUACUGCCAGCUGCGGCGCCGCGCGAUCCAGCGUCGCGGACACAGCGCGCCCGGACACGUGCUGCUCGCUCUCAUCUGCAAGUGCUGCGAGGACUGCAUCCGCCAGCCCGUGCCCUCCCCCAGCGACACGGAGAACCUGUUCUUCGUGCUGACGUACAUCGGGCGGGACCUGGAGACGCAGCUGCCGGGCGACCUGGAGCGGCUGCUGACGGCGGUGCGCGACGCCUUCAUCAACACGGCGGCCGCGCCCUCCAUCCGCCGCACGCUGCUGCAGCUCAUCGAGCUGCACGCGUCGCGCUGGCAGCUGCCGGGCUGCGCCGUGCUCUACUACUACCCCUCCUCCAAGUAGGCGUCUGGCUUCACAAGGGGGGAGAGAGACAAACGUCUUGAGCCUUGCGAGUAGAAAUGGUCUGAGAAAGUUCAUUAUUUACCGCUCAGUUCAGAUUUUGUUGAAAUUUCCCCCCUCGUGUAUAAAUUUGGAUAAGUCUCCAUAUGCAUACUGUGGCCCGCGAGGGUGCCGUAGGUAACUUUUCACCGCACGGUGAAGACUUUUAUACAUUCUUAUUGAUUAGCUCUUAAGGACAUGUUAAGUACAUAUCUCCUUGAUAGAGUCAUCGUGUAUGCAAAUUAUAAUAGUUUCACAUUUCGUACAGGUUGAGGUCUCGGAGUCAAUUAUAUUGUGGCUUUUUAGGUUAUGUCGUUGUUUGAGUCUAGACGUAUGUUUAAGAUAUUUCUGUUUAUUAAAUCAAAAGUAUAUUUAAUGUUGAUUGUGAACUUUUCGUAAUAUCUGUCGUUAAGUGCUUAAAUUUUCGGUAUUUUACUUUAUUUAAAUUAAAAAUACAAACUAAAUCCGUACUUGUAAAAAUGUUUGUAAAGAGUAUAGUGUAAAAUUAGAAGUUCCUAAAGGUGUAUUAAUAUAAUAGUAUAGUAUUUAACAAUUAUUUCAUAUAUCGAAUUUUGUUGAAAUAUAUGUAAUUAUGCGUUUUAGGAGGAGGGGUGCCGAGUGGUAGGGUGUCUGUGAGAGUAUAUAGUGCCUAAACAAAGGUUACAAGCAUUUCUAAGAUUGUUUGAUUUCAUUUCUUGUUCUAUUGUAAUGGUAGUGUUGCGUUAGUUGAGGUCGAUAAAACUUAUAUCGUAUCGUAAAACGUAGGCAAUAGUUGCCAUAAGCUCAUCUUAUGAAACAGUGCCUUUUAAAUGCGGGCAUCGUUUUUUCACUAUGUUUUCUUUUUAAAUAUUUAUUAACAUUGUGAGAAUACGAAUAUAGAUGUAAUUAUACCUAAUUUAAGGUUGAUUUAAUGAGCAUUAUAUGCCUAAAAGUAUUAAAGAGUACGUGUAAAAUAAGUAGUUAUUGACAAAUUAACGGUGUACAUUACUGUACGGUCUUCGCAUAGUACUUCGUGCAUUGUAAUCCUUUGUCGUUUCUCUUUGCUAACAUAGUGUUUUGCCAUUUCUUUAGGCUGUAACAACCUAGCUCCUUUGCCUUUCUACCUUCGCUUUAUUUGGUAGUUAAAAAAAAAAUUAACAUAGAAUUUUAUUGUCUAUGGUAAUAAACGUAACAAAUUAUUAUGUUGCAUAAUUAUGAAAAUAAUUAUUAAUUUUAAGAACAAUUUAAUAUAUUGUUGCCAGUUGCAUAAUUUGGUUUUGUUUUUAUUUAUAAAUGCAUAAAGAUUUAGUAAGUUUGACUGAUGUUUGCUAAUAUAUAUGCUUGUGAUAUAAUUUAAAUAUAAGCUUUCUAAAUCUUCUCUGUCCUAACCAAAGACUGUAUCCAUUUCGAGAUUUCACUUGAAUUAACUUAUAGAGUAAAAUUCGAUUUUGUUGAAGCUGGACCAAAUUGUCUCGUUUAGUGUUUCAGGCUCUGUGUAUGUAGAGCCGUAGUGUAUCGGCUUGUACAUUCAUUUAGAAAUGUUGUAAUUUUUCAGUGAUUAUUUACAUGUUAGAUGUAGAAUUGUGUGAUCAGUGUAUCUAAUGUUAAAACUAAUAAUAGUUUUAAGUGUUAGUUACAUAUGAAUUAUUAUCAAAAGACCGUAUUUUUUUUUAUCUCAUUAUUACAUUCAUUUUUUUUAGGUUAUGAUAGUUCGUUUGUAAAAAAGAAAAAAAUAAAAAAAAUGGUGCUAACCACGUACGUACAUUGGUGUAUUAUAUUUAUAUCAUUAAUUGGAUACGGGCAAUGUUAUUCAGUUGUAUUUCUGUACCUUUGCAAAAACCAAUAAAGUAUAAAAUUAUAUAUA
Vanessa atalanta (red admiral) is the source of this 4115-nucleotide messenger RNA. Its product is annotated as CBP80/20-dependent translation initiation factor. Bases 863 to 2236 code for a protein of 457 amino acids. Gene Ontology annotation, biological process: regulation of translational initiation. The record is from RefSeq and is a predicted model, not a curated record. Lineage: Eukaryota; Metazoa; Arthropoda; Insecta; Lepidoptera; Nymphalidae. Gene Ontology annotation, molecular function: translation activator activity; protein binding; RNA binding. Gene Ontology annotation, cellular component: cytosol. The transcript is spliced from 10 exons.